CUGGCUAAUGCCUAAUUGCUUCCCCCGUUUUGCCUGACUCUCAUUUUCUAACAAUUUAAUCCCCCUAUUUAUUAUCAUCAAUAUAUUUAUUAACAUUUAUUUUCCAGUCAAUUAAUUUUUAUAAUAAUAAAUCAUUAUAUUAUUAUUCCAAAUUCCAAUUCCAAUAGUAGAUCCUGUGUACCGCCAGAGAGUUCCGAGUGUUUUAAACCCAUAAAAUCUGAGAGACAAUCAGCCAUUUGGAGGAGGCCCCCACUCAAUCAGGGACUUUGAAACUGUGUCAUUUUGCUUAAAGGGGCAGAUUGGAAUUUGACAUAAGAAAGCUCCGGAUAGAUUUACAUCAGUGGCAAGAAGCUGAGGGUGGAGUUGGAAGUUACAAAAUUUAUCAUACCCAUUACCCACCAAAAAUGUUAGCUCCAGAUGAUAGGUAUUGUUGUGACCCAAUAUCUAGAGGGAUGCUCAUGUAAUAUGGCUUUAUAGAGUGGCAAUUGUUUGAAGGUUGGAAAAUGGCUUUUUAUUCAGAGGAAGAAAAAACAGAGGAUUACCUUUUCAAGAUUGUUUUAAUUGGUGAUUCAGCUGUUGGGAAGUCAAAUUUGCUUGCAAGGUUUGCUAGAGAUGAGUUCUACCCUAAUUCAAAGUCAACUAUAGGAGUAGAGUUCCAAACCCAAAAGAUGGAUAUCAAUGGAAAGGAAAUCAAGGCUCAGAUUUGGGACACAGCAGGUCAAGAGCGGUUCAGGGCUGUUACAUCUGCAUAUUAUAGAGGUGCAGUUGGAGCUCUUGUGGUGUAUGACAUCAGUAGACGCCAGACAUUUGAUAGCAUUGGCAGAUGGCUAAAUGAACUUCAAACUCACUCUGAUAUGAACGUAGUAACUAUACUUGUUGGCAACAAGUCUGAUCUUAAGGAUGCCAGGGAGGUUUCCACUUCUGAAGGAAAGGCCUUGGCAGAAGCAGAGGGCUUGUUUUUCAUGGAAACAUCUGCUCUUGAUUCCUCCAAUGUAGCUGCUGCUUUUCAGACAAUUGUGAAAGAGAUCUAUAACAUAUUAAGCCGGAAAGUUAUGAUAUCUCAAGAGCUCAAGAAACAGGAUCCUACCUGGAUGGGAAAUGGAAGAACUGUGGUUUUACAGGGUGAAGCAUCUGUAGAGCCUAAAAAAGGUUGGUGUUGCUCAUUUUAGACCUACACUAGUUAGAUUUGCUCUUUUAUUGGUUUUCCAUUCCAGUCAGGUAUCCCACAUUUCUAAUUCUCCAUGUGACCAAAUUUCUUGAGAUGUUAAAUGAGUAAAAUUCAUCUUCACUUGUUCUUGAUUGAGAACAGUUGAAGAGAAAUUAGAGUAGACAUGUAAAUGACCUGAAGGGGGAUUAAGAAAAUCAUAUUAUACGAUGUUCAAAUUCUACUACUGUGUUGUGCUUUAUUUCGCAUUAGGUGGUCCUCAAAACUGAGUUUGAUUCUUUUUUUCCUUUUUAUUUUUUACCCUCUAUCACAUUAUAAUUGUCUUUCUAAUUGCCAAUAAACACAAAUGGUGUUUCAUCCCCUGUUAAGAUUAAGGUGAAGGAUGAGAUGGUGAGAAUCAUAUUUUGUAUGUAGCCAUGUAGGUAAUUUAUGUUGUGUCGUGACACACAAAUAAUAUAGACAGUAUGGA
This is a messenger RNA of Quercus lobata, 1634 nucleotides long. RefSeq names its product ras-related protein RABA5a. The record is from RefSeq and is a predicted model, not a curated record. Bases 504 to 1169 code for a protein of 221 amino acids. Lineage: Eukaryota; Viridiplantae; Streptophyta; Magnoliopsida; Fagales; Fagaceae. The transcript is spliced from 4 exons. Gene Ontology annotation, molecular function: GTP binding; GTPase activity.